Messenger RNA from Centruroides sculpturatus (bark scorpion), 1052 nucleotides. Its product is annotated as dynein heavy chain 8, axonemal-like. Gene Ontology annotation, biological process: microtubule-based movement. The record is from RefSeq and is a predicted model, not a curated record. The coding region runs from base 17 to 979 and encodes 320 amino acids. Gene Ontology annotation, molecular function: minus-end-directed microtubule motor activity; dynein intermediate chain binding; dynein light intermediate chain binding. Gene Ontology annotation, cellular component: dynein complex. The transcript is spliced from 7 exons. NCBI's taxonomy places the organism in Eukaryota, Metazoa, Arthropoda, Arachnida, Scorpiones, Buthidae.
GAAGGAACAUUUAAAUAUGUUAAAUUCUAAGGAGGUUAGAAAAAUUACCAGAGCAUAUAAUGAACUUGGUGCUGUACUUGUUGAAUAUGAAAUGAUUCAUCAUAUUGUUUGGCAAAACAGUGUUGUUUCUACUUUAAAAGGUUUACAUGUGCCAAUUCUAGUUCAUCAUCCAGAAACUAAAGAAUUUCAUAUUAAUUUUGCUAAAUCAUUAUUCCAAACUAUCAGAGAAGCAACAUGUUUACAAAGAAUUGGACUUGAAAUUCCGGCAAAUAUUAAAAUAUUGCUUCAUGGAGAAAGAGAAUUAAAAAGCAAUUUCAAUACAAUGAAGUUUAUUCUUGAAGAUUAUUCUGAUUUGAAAAAUAGUGUACCUCAGGUUUUAAAAGUACUGAUGGAACCUUUAUUACAAAGGAUAAUAAACUCCUUAAAGCCUGGUACAACAGUGUUAACUUGGUCAUCUUUAUUGCUAAAUUCAUUUUUUUCUGAUGUCAAAGAAGAAUUAUCUUAUGUUAGAAAUAUUCUUAAAGAGAUCCUGGAUAUUAUGAAAGCAAGAAUUGAUGUUCUGUUAGAAGAUAUCUGUAAUACUUCAUUAAUCGAUUUUCCUGAAGAUGAAGUGUUGUCGUUAUAUGAAUUUAUUGAUAGAACUAAGAAAUGUUGUGAUAAAUGUAUUUUAGAAUUGAAUUUUAAAAUUCAAGCAAUCCAUAAUUCAAUUCAAGAUUUAAUUGGAAUAUUUAUGACAGAAGGAACUAAGUGUAGAGAGAUCUCUACAAAAAAGGAAAUUUAUAUUGCAAAUUUACGAAAAACCUAUUUUAUUGGUGAUGAUACAGAUGAAAUAGAUGCACAAGAAGAUUCCUUUUUCUCCUUGCAUGAAGAAUAUGAUGAAUUAAGACAUUUUUUUGGUACAAAGAUUACAGAUUCUAUAAUACAUUGCAUUAGACAUUCUCUUGUUGUAUUACAUAAGAGAGUUGUUUCAAAAUCGUAAGUAUUUAUUUAUGAGUAAGUAAUUAUAGUAGAGCAUCGUUUAUCUGAAUCAAUUGGGGACUAGGGUUGUUUGG